UUUGGGACUGUUUAUGCUGCUGUCGAUAAUGUAGAGAAGAAACCGAUCGCUGUGAAAAUUCAGAGGCCUGGAAGAAAACUCAGCCAGGUCGCGCUGGACGAGAUCAGCCUGCUGCGAGUAGUGAGAGAGAAGUUGGAGGAGGAUGAAGGAGAAAGUCCGAGAAGAUGCUCGGGAGGAAGGCACGUCGUGAGAAUCUUCGGUCACUUUGUUCACAAGGGUUUGUCGGGGAUGCAGGUCUGCACGCAGCUCGAGCUCCUCGGGCCUUCGCUCCUCGACCUGCUGAAGGACUGCAAGUACAAGGGUCUCCCUCUCCCUCUAGUCAAAGUCAUCACGAGAGAUGUCCUGAGAGGUUUGCACUUCUUGCACGAAAGAUGUAACAUCAUACACACGGACCUGAAACCGGAGAAUGUUCUUCUGUCUGUGAGACCUGUGCACGCCAAGAUUGUGGACCUGGGCAACGCUUGUCUAAAAGACAAAAAGUUCACUGAAGACAUCCAGACGAUUGAAUAUCGCUCCCCUGAGGUGAUAGUCGGGUCGGGGUACGAUGCUUCAGCGGAUAUGUGGUCACUUGCUUGCAUGGUAUUCGAGCUCAUUACAGGAGAAUAUCUCUUCGACCCCAAGGAAUGUACAGCACAUGGAAAGCUGCUCUACUCCCGCGAGGAAGACCUUCUAGCGCAUCAGCAGGAGCUGCUCGGCCUCAUGCCCCUUGCGCUGACCAAAGGAGGGAGGAGAUUCAAAGAAUUCUUUAAACCCAACGGAGAGCUUCGCAACAUCUUCUCCCUCAAGUUCUGGGCCCUGCCGCAGGUCUUGCAGCAGAAGUACAAGAUGAAGGAAGAGGUGGCUGCGCAGGUCAGCGACUUUCUCCUCCCGAUGCUCAAGUUCAACCCCAAGGAGCGAGCGACGGCCCUGGAGAUGCUCAAUCAUCCGUGGCUGACAGCAGAGGAGGAGGAGGUGAAGGCUGAGGUGAAGGAGGGAGCCGUCAAGGGAGGGCAAGAGGAGAGGAAGGAGGAGGAGGGGAGAGAGGAGUCGCAGGGAACAGAGAAGCGAUAG
Molecule: messenger RNA, 1050 nt
Organism: Guillardia theta CCMP2712
Lineage: Eukaryota; Cryptophyceae; Pyrenomonadales; Geminigeraceae
Exons: 9
Biological process (GO): spliceosomal complex assembly; protein phosphorylation; regulation of mRNA processing
Molecular function (GO): protein kinase activity; ATP binding
Source: RefSeq, a predicted model, not a curated record